ACGGAGGUGGAAAUGUGAAUCAUCAUCCUCUUUUUCCGGGACGUGGUUCCAUGGGCAUUGCCUUUUCCCACCGGUGGGCCCAUGCUAAAACUUUAGAGAGUCUAUAAGGGAGGGAAUAAUUUAGAAAAUACCCCGUACAAAAAAAAGAGGGUGGGAAUCAGAAUAAUGCCAGUCCGGGAACUCAACGGCAGAGGAGCUGACGCGGAGGCGGCGGCGGUGUGGCGGCAGAUCAGAGAAGAGGCGAAGCGGGACGCCGAAUCGGAGCCGGUGCUCGCCAGCUACCUACACUCCACCGUCAUAUCUCAUUCCUCCUUGUUCCGCUCCCUCUCUUUUCAUCUCGGCAACAAGCUCUCCUCCUCCACCCUCCCCUCCGCCCUCCUCUACCACCUCUUCCUCGACACCUUUUCCUCCCCCGCCGACCCGUCCCUCCGCGCCGCCACCGUUGCCGACCUCUGCGCCGCCCGUUUCCGCGACCCCGCCUGCAUUUCCUUCUCCCACUGCCUUUUGAACUACAAGGGCUUCUUGGCCAUCCAAGCCCACAGGUUGGCACACAACCUGUGGCUGCAGGACAGGAAGCCAGUUGCCCUGUCCCUGCAAUCCAGGACGGCGGACGUGUUCGCGGUGGACAUACACCCGGCGGCAAGGAUAGGGAGAGGGAUGUUACUAGACCAUGCCACCGGAGUGGUGAUCGGAGAGACGGCAACCGUCGGGAACAAUGUGUCCAUGCUGCACCACGUCACGUUGGGCGGGACAGGGAAGCUUUGCGGUGGUGGCGGUUGCGGGGACAGGCACCCGAAAAUCGGGGACGGAGUCUUGAUCGGGGCGGGUGCCACCAUAUUGGGGAAUGUGGAGAUUGAUGAGGGGGCGAAGAUCGGCGCCGGAUCGGUGGUGCUCAUCGAUGUGCCGCCGUGGACCACGGUGGUUGGAAGUCCUGCUAGGGUAUUGCGCGGGAAGGCACAGCCACAUGUUCAUGAAGAUCGUGUUCCUCUCGAGUUCAUGGUAUAGUUUUUUUUUAGAGCACAGAUGGUGAAGACAUAUAUAUAUAUGCCCUGGUUCACUCUCGUCUCCCUCCCUCCAACAAUAAAGUUCCCGUUCACUA
This is a messenger RNA of Cuscuta campestris, 1099 nucleotides long. The record is from the annotation of a GenBank genome assembly. Lineage: Eukaryota; Viridiplantae; Streptophyta; Magnoliopsida; Solanales; Convolvulaceae.